Gigantopelta aegis is the source of this 1924-nucleotide messenger RNA. RefSeq names its product beta-1,3-galactosyltransferase 5-like. NCBI's taxonomy places the organism in Eukaryota, Metazoa, Mollusca, Gastropoda, Neomphalida, Peltospiridae. The transcript is spliced from 2 exons. Gene Ontology annotation, cellular component: membrane. The record is from RefSeq and is a predicted model, not a curated record. Gene Ontology annotation, molecular function: hexosyltransferase activity. The coding region runs from base 638 to 1798 and encodes 386 amino acids.
UUUCUUAUAUUAAUUGUUUGUGACAGAUUCUAAAAGUGGAAAUGGAAAUAUACGCAUGUACAUGUUGUAUAUUAUUCCGAAAACUGAAAUAAUUCAAAGUUUGUUUUCCUUACCAAACAGAGCACAUUGCUUAACCAAUUAUCGACCAUUGGAUGUCAAACAUCUGAUCAUUCUGAUACGUGGUCUUUAGAGGAAACUCGCUACAUUUUUCUAUUAGCGAGAGAUCCUUUAUAUGAACUUUGCAGAAGAUAGGACAACACAUACCACGGGCUUUGAUAUUUCAGUCGUGAGGAAACUUUUUUGCACAGAAAAAUCUCAAUUUGUCCGUUGAGGAGGUUAGAUCCCACGAUCCAAGCACUUCAGGCGGAGGCUUUACCGACUCGGCUAAGAUUUAUUCCGACAUUUUUACUAAGGAUGAAGUUACGUACGACUGCACAGUGUGAAGCUUUUGUUUAACUGAAUCGCCUGUAUUAGAUAGGUCAAUUAAACCAUUCAAUCAUCGGCUAUUGGAUGGUAAACAUUUGAUAAUUGUGGCAUAUAGUAUUCAGUGGAAACUGUCAAUGAUUGAUUGAUUGAUUGAAUGUUUGUUUAACGACACCCCAGCACAAAAAUACAUAUCGGCUAUUGGGUGUCACAAAUGAUUAUCAUGGCGGUAUAUUCAAUGUCAGCAAAAGUGAGCAGAAAUGCUAGUCUGUUUUCUGUACCUAGGAUGCCUUUACGAAGAAUCGGUACAGUGUAUAAAUAUAUAGCAGUGAUGGCGUUAUUGCUCGCAUCCACCGGAAUAGUUGUGCUACUUUGUGGAAAGAGAAACAUAACAUUAGACGACCUCACAGCUGAAAGGUCUGCUUCUUCUAGACGAUCGGUCGGGAAGACAACGAGACAAACAGAUCUACACAUAGAAGGUCCGGUUGUAAAUCCUCAUCCGUUUCGCUAUCUUUUGAAUCCCGAGACUUUCUGCCACAAAAAGGAUAUAUUCAUCAUAACAUACGUUCACAGUGCACCGGACCAUUUCGAGAAACGAGACGCAAUUAGACAGACAUGGGGCAAAAUGAAGUAUUAUCUGAACAAAAGGGUUGAGGUAGUUUUUAUCAUGGGACAAGUCGCAAACGCAGGAGUGAUGACGUCAGUGAGGAAUGAGUCUGUUAUCCAUGGCGACGUAGUCCAGGAGGAUUUCGUCGACAGUUAUCAUAACUUGACCUACAAGGCGAUCGCUGGAUUGAAGUGGGUGUCCACGUUCUGUAGACAAGCUGUGUAUGUUUUAAAAACAAACGAUGAUAUAUUUGUUAAUUUUUACGUGUUUAUGCGAUACAUCCAGUCAACUGUAAAAGUACGCUACGGAAGGACAGGACUAAUUCUGUGUAACGUUUGGCUAAACGAUGCAGUGGAACGCAACAAACUUUCUGAAUUAUAUCUGUCUAAAAAGGAUUUUCCACAAAACUUCUUUCCGCCAUUUUGUUCGGGUACGGCUUUUCUGAUGAGUCGUGAUAUAACGGACGGGUUGUAUAUGAUGUCUUACCGGACUCCGUUCUUCUGGAUGGACGAACAGUACAUUACAGGUGUGCUCAUUGAGAAACUGAACAUCACGCACAAACCGUACAACAUUGCGUACAGUCUUCACCCUUCUGAUUUUAGGAAACAUGUGACGUCACACAAAUACUAUAACUAUGCUUUCUUUCUUGUUGACAAACGUGAUACAAUGUACUAUUUAUGGAACACUGUGGUCGCCAGGGAAAUCAAGGCAGUACAUACCAAUAUUACAAAUGUUAAUCAGAACAUAAAUGUCAAAUUAAGAAUAUGAUGACGAUGUCGGCGAGUUUAUUUUUUUGUGGGGUUUUUUUAGUGGUAUUAACUCAUUUAUGUCGAACGGAUCUAGAAUGUAUAAUUAUACACAACAGCCAUUUUAAUAAACUGUUUAUUUAUUUCA